AUGGCAUCGGGACACACUUCUCAGCAGCCGACCGGCACCAAGCCGGGCAGCCCUGGUAACCUGAACCCUGGACAGCAGCACAUGCUGGACAAGUUCCGCAAGAGCAUCCAGGACAAGGGCAUCUUUGCGCCCGACCGUCAUGACGACGCGUGCUUGUGCCGCUUCCUGCGUGCCCGUAAGUGGGACCUUGCUGCGACCGAGUCCAUGUUCAUCGAGGCCGAGACGUGGCGCAAGGAGAACAAGGUCGACGAGCUUUACGCCGAGUUUACCUUCCCCGAGAAGGAGGCGGUGAGCAAGCUCUACCCCAAAUUCUACCACAAGACCGACAAGGAGGGUCGCCCUGUGUACAUUGAGCAGCUCGGCAACCUCAACAUCAAGAAGCUAUUUGAGGUCACCACGCCCGAGCGCCUGAUCCAGCAGCUGAUUGUCGAGUAUGAGCGCUUCCAGCGCGAGCGUCUUCCGGUCUGCUCGGAGGUCAGCGGUCAUCUGAUCGAAACGAGCUGCACAAUCAUGGACCUGAAGAACGUCGGCGUGAGCCAGUUCUGGAAGGUGUCGUCCUAUGUGCAGCAGGCGAGCAGGAUUGGCCAGUACUACUACCCCGAGACGAUGGGCCGCUUCUACAUCAUCAACGCUCCCUACAUUUUCACCACCGUCUGGUCGGUGGUCAAGGGCUGGCUCGACCCCGUUACCACGGAAAAGAUCCAGAUCAUCGGCUCGAACUCGGUCGCGGAGCUCGGCAAGCAGAUCCCGCUCGAAAACCUUCCUUCGCUGGUCGGCGGCAAGUGCGAAUGCCCGGGCGGCUGUGCCAUGUCGGACGCCGGCCCAUGGAAGACGCCCGAGGGUGAGGAGAUCAUCAAGAAGGUCCAGGAGCAGAAGGCGCAGCUCAAGCGCGAGUACAACCAGGAGGGCGCCGGCUCGGUCGAGGCGCCCAACACGGCCCCGGGUCUGCCGGAGAGUGCCGGCGAGCAGGGCGCCGUGGCUGGCGGCGCGGCUGCCGGCGGCGUUGCUGCGGGUGCCGCGGCGGGCGCUGCUACGGCUCCGGAGGCCUCAGGCGACUCGGCUGCCACGAAGCAGCUCGAGACGGAGGCCCAAGAGCCCGAGACGGUGGUCCCGGUCUCGGCGGCGUCGGGCGCCGAGUCCGCCCCUGCGCCGGCCGCCGAGGGCCUCGCGCCCCCCCUGGCCCACACCGCAGACCUUGCCGUGCCUGUGCAGGACAGCGAGGCCCUCCAGCUCCAGAGCCCCAGUAAUGGCGAACUGGCGCCUCCGAUUUCACAGUCUUGA
Molecule: messenger RNA, 1281 nt
Organism: Malassezia japonica
Lineage: Eukaryota; Fungi; Basidiomycota; Malasseziomycetes; Malasseziales; Malasseziaceae
Exons: 4
Coding region: 1-1281 (426 amino acids)
Source: RefSeq, a predicted model, not a curated record